UUUCUGAUAUUCCAUAUACUUUAUACUCAUUCAGUGUUUCAUGUGACUUUCUGUAAAGCAGUCCAUUAUUAAUAAAGCUACUCGCUUCAAGUGAUUUCCAGUGAAAUUGUACAAAAAAUACCUAAAAUGGAGAUGAAAGAAUUAAAUCAAUUUAAGAAAAUUUGCGUAAACUCUGAAUUGCCAGAGAAUUUGGCAAAUUUUUUUCAAAAUUAUGGUGAAAUUGUCGAGGAAAUUGUUAUGACACCAAUAUUUGCGCUAGAAUUUCCUUUAAUUGGAAAGUAUUGCCUUAACCUACAAUCAAUAACUAUAAGUCACGCGGAUCUUAUAUCGGAAAACUUGGUGCUUUUUAAGGCCAUGAUUAUGCCAUUAAAAAACCUAAUUGAAGUGCAGUUUGAUAUAAAACAUAAAGACGCUUCUGAAAUCUUAUUUGUUUUAAAAGAUCUUGAAAAACUCAAGAAAUUAGGUCUGAAUAUAGAGGAUUGUACUGAGUUACCUGUAGAUCUUGAUCACUUACAGAAUAUGGUUAACUUGGAAACCUUGGCAAUUAAAGGAACAAUGGUUGUCUUGAAAAUUAAUGAUAUUUCAUCUGACUUGAAAAUGCUUCGCAAUUUGCUAAUUUCUGGUGGAAAAAUAAUAUCCAAUUCUCAGGAAAUGGCAUAUGAAUUACCAGCUUUGGAAAAACUUGAACUUUACCAUGUCCGUAUUGAAACUUCUUUUCCGGAUUGUCAAAAACUACGAACUCUGCACACUAGGUUUACAAGUUUCAAUAGUGAUUUCCGUGAAUGGUUAGAAAUGAAAUUGAAAACCGUGGAAAUCUUGGGAACAAAUAAUUCCUUAUUCGGACAGGAUGUUCUAUCCGAAAUUUUUUCAAGUCUUUUGCCCUCGGAUUGGGUUUUACCAGCUUUGAGGAAUCUUAUACUAUAUGAGGACUUUGAAGUUAUAACAUUUCCCUUGCCAUAUUGUCCGAUGCUAACCUCCUUGAAUAUGGCACAAGUUGAUGAGUUUUCCAAAGAGUCUAUUGAUUGGAUUGAAAAGCAUUCGAGUACUUUAGAGAGUCUAGAACUACCAGGUUUAAUUUUUGGAGAAAAUUGUUUUGAACUCCCCUUCUUUCCAAAGUUGCGUGCAUUUCGCUUAAACUCUUCUUACGAACUAUCACCAGAUCGUUUCUUUAAUUGGAUUUCGAAAUACUCAAAGACAAUGGAAGUUCUGAAUAUUUAUGGAGACUUAGAACGAAAUCGCUUGCUUAAAGUUCUCUCAGAUUGCAAAAAUAUUCGAUCUUUUCGUAUUGCACGUACCUCUCCGGCUUUUAGUGAGAAUUUUUUCAGGUCUUUAUUUAAAAUUUUAAAGGAAAAUGAUGUUACUGUGGAUAAACCAUUCAAGUUCAAAUGUACUUCUAUGAAUUUGAGCAAGAAUCAGAUUGAUAUUUUAUACGAUUUACCCUAUUCCGAAUUGUGCAUAGUUCAGAUUGAUGAUAAUAUUGGCACCCUUUGGGAAACUUAUAAUGAAAUCUCUUAAUGAAAUAGUUGAUGGAGAUUUGAAGGCAUGGAAUCGGAGACCUUACCUUUAUUUUCUUAUUUU
Messenger RNA from Drosophila serrata, 1578 nucleotides. RefSeq lists its product as uncharacterized. NCBI's taxonomy places the organism in Eukaryota, Metazoa, Arthropoda, Insecta, Diptera, Drosophilidae. The record is from RefSeq and is a predicted model, not a curated record.